AACUGGGUAGACGUGUAAACUAACGAUGCACGUGUGGCAUUCGCUCACUUGGAGACGGCCGAGGCCAAACUUUUACGUUUACUGAAAACUCACGCAUGCCUAUUACAUGUGAUAGAGGAUCUAUCGUUAUGUUGUCGUGUUGUGUUCACUAACUUCUGUAAAUCCACUGUCGACCGUACAAGGCGAAAUCGGAAUACUCGGUUGGAGAAGUCGCAUACGAACAGCCAGGAAGAGGAGCCAAUUGUUUGUGAUCCUAGUAAGUAAGUGGUGAAUUUAUCAGACUACAACUUGACGAAUUGCAGUUAGAAGUUUUGUCAUAUGGGGGUGAUUACAAAAUUCCUCCUAGAAGACUGCAAGGGUUGUUUAUAGAUGCUCAGUUUGAGAACCUUUUUGAUCAAUUUGUGGAGCUUCAACCAUACGGUCCUGAGAGUUGUUUGGUUUAGAAACACACUGACCGACGUUGCCUACGAAGUUAAGACUGUGCCAGUGACUGAAAGAUGCGCACUUACAGGCCGACACCUUCAUGCGCUGCAUGAACUGUGUACUAAGGACGUAGUUGUGAUGAAACCGGAUAAGGGCUUUGGAGUGGAGGUCAUGAACAAGGCCGAGUACGCUCAGAAAAUGGGUAUCAUACUCAACGACACGAGCAAAUUUGAACGACAUACUAAGAUAGAGAACGCAGCCGACGUUGAAGCUGACAUAGCUGCCCAUCUUGAAACACUUCUGCAUCAUGGCGUGAUUGACAGCGACACCUAUAAUUGUCUGAAGCCAAGUGGCAGUACUACUCCGCAGCUAUAUGGGUCACCGAAGACGCACAAGAGUGGAGUACCACUUAGGCAGAUUCUGUCAAUGAUAAAUGCGACGCAGCGUAAAUUGAUCCGCUGGCUAGUGGAGAUACUUUCGCCUCUGCGACAACUGUCCAAUCCAUAUAGUCUUAAAGAUUCCUUUCAACUUAUCGAUGACUUAGACGUCAUCAACAUUUCCGAUAAGAUCAUGUGUUCCUUGGGUGGUGAACCUCUAUUCACCAACGUCCCACUACAACAAACCGUUGAUUCCAUAUGUAAGCUAGCUUAGCAAUCUAGUUAUUCGUUACCAAUUUCUAAAGAAAUCCUUGAUUCUCUGCAUUGCAGAUGUUGGCUUCCACUUUCAGAACACGCUAUAUUGUCAAAUCGAUGGUGUAGCAGUGGGUGGCCCACUAGGCCCUGUACCCGAUUUCUUCAUGCUGAUGAUAGAAGGAGGCAUAUCCGCAGGAAUAGCCAAGUUACGGUACUAUAAGUGUUAUGUGGAUGACAUGUUGGUCUUUUGUUCGUCGGAGCAGCUGAUCGUCCAGUUGAUGCAGCAACGCAACUGUGCACAUGCCAACUUGCUGGUCACCUGCGAAGUGGAACAGAAGAACUGUCUGCCAUCCGUAGACCCACUCAUCAGUCGCAUGGAUGAAGGGCUCGUUAAAAGGUCUAUCUACAGAAAAGCAACCUGGUCCGGCCAAUACCUGCACUUCAACAGGUUCACAUCAGUGCGGUACAAGCGGACCCUUGUGAAAACUUUGGUUAGUCGUACUAGACGAAUUUGCUGGGCUGUUUGUCUAGCCGACGAGCUGGAGUUACUUACAACAACCCUCCUAGAGAAUGGUUAUCCCCGUAGCAUUAUAGAGAAACACAGCCAACAGCUGGUCCCGAAACAUCUGCUACAUAUAGCAUCAAGGAAAAAGAUCCAUAUCGAGUUGCCUUUCAAGGAAGAUUUUACUUUAUUGAAACCCACGAAGCUUUUACUCUGUGCUAUGCAGCGACGUUACUGUGCUGCUCAGGUUGUGGUCAUCAAUAGAACCUGUAACUUGCCAGUGCCUCCAACGAAGGAAUCUCAACCGAUAGGGGCCAACUCACAUUGCAUAUACAAAUUCGUGUGCGAAUGCGGAGACAGUUACAUAGGCAGAACCAAUCGGUCUUUGACUUCCCGAAUAAAAGAACACGUGCCAAGAUGGGUUCAAUGUGAAAUUGAUCAGCUUCCCUGUCCCACUGAAGUUCUGUGCUUACGCAAGCCGCCAGCUUCCUCAAUAGGUAAACACCUACUGACUACGCGUCACCUGAUAGAGUUCGGAUCAGCGUUCACACUUGUAUUACGUCACCCUAAUUCCCGCUUCCUCUGUUUCGCCGAGGCUGUCGCGAUAAGCCGGAUGAAGCUGGCCCUGUGUGUUCGAAAGCAAUUAUUUAUCAGCUUGACUGCCGCGGACAUAGGGGUGGAAAUUCCGUCAUACAUUUUGCACCUCAUACUUAUUUGGUCACACCCAUAGUCAAGUAUAUAGUUGCAUACCGUUUAUCGUUAAUGGUACUGGGGAGACAAUACCAAAUGCGCGCAUCUACCAGCUUUCGUCUUCUUACUGUGCUUUUCAACUUUCUGAUGGGAAGUAACUGUUUUAGAUGCACUUGUCCUUUGGUUAUUCUUCACUCCAGACAUGCUACGGGACUUGUCAAGCACCUGCUUUUUGUUCGUGAUAAAUCACUUUUCAUUGUGCCUC
Molecule: messenger RNA, 2512 nt
Organism: Dicrocoelium dendriticum
Lineage: Eukaryota; Metazoa; Platyhelminthes; Trematoda; Plagiorchiida; Dicrocoeliidae
Source: the annotation of a GenBank genome assembly